AUGACAGAAGAGGAGCGCCAAAAUACCAUUAAGAAUACCGUCAACAUGCUCAAGUUUGUCCAUGUUGAGGUUAUUCAGAAAAAGUACCUCGCUCAAGUCUACAACAUUGGCGUCGACUAUGCCAAAGGCAUCUACGACGGUCUCCCCAAGAAGUCGUUUGAAUGGUCCGAGGUGGAGAAGCUCGCUCCUGAUGCGCAUCUUUGGUACAAGGAGGCCAAAUUCAGGCCCAGCCAAGGCGAGAGGCUCACCGGCGUGCCCCCUACUGGAACGGUAUAUAACUAGAUUUUCUAAUGCAUAUACGCGAGAGUUCUUGUUCGGAAAGCUCAUAGUUACCAGCGUAUUAUCUAUUCCAGCAAAUCAGCGAUUUUUGAGAUACUUGCUAUAUCACUCCAAUCGCACAAUGUAGUCUGUCAGGACAGAUCAUUUUCUUUCUUAAUAAGAGAAAAGCAAAAUUGAAUAUGGAAUUUAAAAAACAACCCAGAUUUAUUCGCUUCCUACCUCCUGAAAUAAAUCUUACAUGUAUGUAAAAGUAAGGCUACAUAGGACAUGGCAGCCAUGGUUUCACAAUCGCUUGCAGCACGUAAUUGAUAUUAUGCUCCAUGACUAUGAAUUAAACAUGCGCCUGUGUGUAGGAUUGGACCUCUCUGAUUUUCCCGUAUUGUCCAGAAUCUACUGUGUCGUUUGUAUUAGCUCGCGAUGAAGCACUUCUGUAGACUAUAUGUAGGGGUAUGGGUGAUCCUACACACAACGAUAUUGAC
Messenger RNA from Periconia digitata, 758 nucleotides. The record is from the annotation of a GenBank genome assembly. NCBI's taxonomy places the organism in Eukaryota, Fungi, Ascomycota, Dothideomycetes, Pleosporales, Periconiaceae.